Messenger RNA from Olea europaea var. sylvestris, 2064 nucleotides. Its product is annotated as cysteine-rich receptor-like protein kinase 15. The transcript has 8 exons. NCBI's taxonomy places the organism in Eukaryota, Viridiplantae, Streptophyta, Magnoliopsida, Lamiales, Oleaceae. Gene Ontology annotation, biological process: protein phosphorylation. Gene Ontology annotation, molecular function: ATP binding; protein kinase activity. The record is from RefSeq and is a predicted model, not a curated record. Bases 1 to 2064 code for a protein of 687 amino acids.
AUGAGUUCACAGAUAUGGCUUGCUUUCACUUUCCUAAAUCUGAUAAACCUUUUGGCUAUGGUUAAAUCCCAGAAUCAUUGGUGUCUGAACAAUGGUAAUUACACGAGUAAUGACAUGUACGAGAAAAAUCUCAAUACCCUCCUCUCCUCUCUCUCUUCUUUAAUUGAUGGCAAUGGAUUUUACAGUGCCUCAAAUGGAGAAAAUUCCGAUAGAGUAAAUGCAAUGGCACUCUGCAGAGGAGACGUUCAGCUUGAUAAAUGUCGUAGCUGUAUCAAUAAUGCUACGGAAGCCCUCUUACAGUCCUGUACUUUCCAAAAACAAGCGAUGUUUUGGGCAGAGGAUGGAGAUUGCAUGGUACGCUACUCCGAUGAGUCAAUAUUUGGAAAACUUGCAACAUACACCCGCAACGCGUGGUCUAUAACAUUGAAAUCCCCAAGUCCAAAAGAGUUCAACACGGAUUUGAGAACAUUGUUGGAUAAUCUCAGCACACAGGCUGCUUAUGGUGGCGCUCUCAAGAAGUUUGCUGCUGCCAAUGCGACUGUUCCGGAUUUUUUGACACUUUAUGGACUAGUACAGUGCACUCCUGAUUUAAGCUCAGCUGAUUGUAGUGAUUGCUUAAUCCAGGCUUCUAAGAUUAUACCACAAUGUUGUAAUGGGAAUCAAGGAUUCGUAGUAUAUUGCCCCAACUGCAUUCUUCGCUACGAAAUCUAUUUGUUUUAUGAUGCUACUUCUCUGUCUGCACCACCACCACCACUGCCGCCCCCACUACGAACACCACAAGGAAAGGCCAAAUAUACAACUCAAACUAUCAUUAUUAUUAUUGUUCCAAUUAUUUUGGGUCUAAUAGUUGCUCUUUGCAUUGGUAUCUUCAAAAGGUUUAGACAAAAUCAAAAAGCAAAGGAAAAACUUGAAACUCAAAAUGAAAUUAGAACUGUCGAAUCCCUGUACUAUGACUUCAACAUAAUUAGAGCUGCAACAAACAAUUUCUCCAAUGCUAACAAGCUUGGGCAAGGUGGAUUUGGCAUUGUUUACAAGGGAAAACUAGUAAGUGGACAAGAAAUAGCUGUGAAAAGGUUGUCCAUGAAUUCGAGGCAAGGUGAUCUCGAAUUUAAGAAUGAGGUCUUGUUAGUGGCAAGUCUUCAACACAGGAAUCUAGUAAAGCUCUUAGGUUUCUCUUUAAAAGGAAACGAGCGGCUUCUUAUAUAUGAAUUUGUCGAGAAUGGAAGUCUUGACCAUUUCUUAUUUGAUCCAAUCAAGCGUCCAAAUUUGGAUUGGGAUAGACGCUAUGAAAUCAUAAGGGGCAUUGCUAAGGGAGUUCUUUAUCUACACGAAGACUCUCGACUCAAGAUCAUACACCGUGAUCUCAAAGCGGGCAAUAUCUUAUUAGAUGGAAAAAUUAAUCCCAAAAUAUCAGAUUUCGGCACUGCGAGGUUAUUCGUCCAAGAUCAAACUCAUGGCAGUACUAGUAGGAUAAUAGGAACCUAUGGAUAUAUGGCACCUGAGUAUGCAUUUCAUGGACAAUUCUCCAGUAAAUCAGAUGUCUUCAGCUUUGGCGUCGUAGUUCUGGAAAUCAUAAGUGGUCAAAAAGCGAAUAGUUUCCAAAAUGGGGAGAAUGUGGAGGGCCUCCUAAGCUGCGCUUGGAAAAAUUGGCAAGAAGGAACAGCAGCAAAUGUAAUAGACCCUACAUUGAGGACUUCUUCACGAUCCUUGCAAGACAUUAUGCGAUGCAUUCAUAUUGGUUUGUUAUGUGUUCAAGAAGAUGCAGUUAACAGACCUACAACGACGUCAAUAAUUCUUAUGCUCACUAGCCUUUCUACAGCACUACCAAUACCUUCAAAACCUGCUUUUUUUGUGUCUAGUAGCUUUGAUCCGAAAAUUUCGGUUCUUCGAGACCUCAAAUCAAUAUCAUCACAAAUCAAAGAAUCAUCAAAUAGACAGUCAUCUAAUUCUGCUUAUACUUACGGUAUGUUAGCAAUCGUCUUUCAAGAUACAACAACCUUCUUGUUUAGGAGCAGCUCAAGUAACAAGAAUGAUGAACUCGAAAAAUAUGUUAUGUACCUCUAA